AUGUUUGAUGGUGAAGACUCGCGGCGCGUUCUCAAAUCGACGGCUUCGCAACGAAAGCCGCGUAAGAAGGUACCAGGGGGAUCACAAGGGUCCAGUCAGCAUCCUACCGCCCCUAUACCCUCAGCGUCUUCCGCGGUCCCUGUAGUUCGGGAAUGGGGCAGUCAGCCGGAGAAUAGCGAACCGCCGGCCAUAAGACUGCAAAGCAGCCAGCACGUUGAAGACGACCUUCCAAUGACUCAAGUCGAGCGAGGAAUGUUCGGAGGACGCGAAGCCAGUCGUAAGGUCGCCACGAAGACUAGAAAGAAGAAGAGGGCAGCUGGAUUCUAG
Molecule: messenger RNA, 327 nt
Organism: Aspergillus melleus
Lineage: Eukaryota; Fungi; Ascomycota; Eurotiomycetes; Eurotiales; Aspergillaceae
Exons: 1
Coding region: 1-327 (108 amino acids)
Biological process (GO): nucleolar large rRNA transcription by RNA polymerase I
Cellular component (GO): RNA polymerase I core factor complex
Molecular function (GO): RNA polymerase I transcription regulatory region sequence-specific DNA binding; RNA polymerase I general transcription initiation factor binding
Source: RefSeq, a predicted model, not a curated record